This is a messenger RNA of Pteronotus mesoamericanus, 1209 nucleotides long. RefSeq names its product regulator of G protein signaling 19 (gene RGS19). Lineage: Eukaryota; Metazoa; Chordata; Mammalia; Chiroptera; Mormoopidae. The coding region runs from base 165 to 818 and encodes 217 amino acids. The transcript is spliced from 5 exons. The record is from RefSeq and is a predicted model, not a curated record.
GGAGUCCCGGCUGCUGCGGCGCACGCCCCUUCGGCAGCCUGGGUGGGGCCCCCACCGAAGCCGGCCCCUCCCGCCCCCACCUCGCCUUUGGGUCGCUGACUCCCAGGCUGUGGCGACGUCCCGAGCCGGCACCACGGAGCCCAGGCGACCACCCCCACCCACCCAUGCCCACCGCGCAUGAGGCUGACAAGCAGCACGCAGGGCCAGAGGAGGCGGACCAGCCUCCCUCCAUGUCCAGCCAUGACGCGGCGUCCCCAGCUGGCCCCGGCCGCAGCCCCUGCUGCCCGUGGUGGUCUUGCUGCUGCAGCCCCUCCUGGAGGGACGGGCAGCAGCGCGCACGGCAGGCCUCCGGGGAGAACAGGCUGCAGCCGCUGUCCGACCGCGAGGCCUGCGCGCCGAGCCUGGAGGAGGUGCAGAGCUGGGCGCAGUCCUUCGACAAGCUGAUGCGCAGCCCGGCGGGGCGCAGCGCCUUCCGCGCCUUCCUGCGCACGGAGUACAGCGAGGAAAACAUGCUCUUCUGGCUGGCCUGCGAGGAGCUCAAGGCCGAGGCCGACCAGCACGGGGUGGACGAGAAGGCGCGGCUCAUCUACGAGGACUAUGUGUCCAUCCUGUCGCCCAGGGAGGUGAGCCUGGACUCCCGCGUCCGCGAGGGCAUCAACAAGAGGAUGCAGGAGCCGUCCGCCCACACGUUCGACGACGCGCAGCUGCAGAUCUACACGCUCAUGCACCGGGACUCCUACCCCCGCUUCCUCGGCUCCCCCGCCUACCGCGACCUGCUGCUCCAGGCCGGCCCCCCGGCCUCCCCCAAGGAGGCCUAGGCCGUCCCUCUCCGGGCGGGGACUCCGGUCGCCGUCCUUGUGCGUGGCCGCUGGUGGCGGGCGCUGCGGGGCGGGGGGCCCAGAGCCCUCCCCACCCCGGGGCCCGGUGCCCCGAGGCCCUGCCGACAGGCAGCGUGCGGGCCAGCCGUGGGCUCCUGCCUGGUGAGGGGGGCCCUCCGGGGGCAGCCGGGGCCAGGGGAGCACCUUUGGUGAAGAGGACCUCGGCGCUGCCCCGUCUGCUGGUGUGACGAGACCCCCGACCCGGGUCGCGGCACCUGGGACCUGACCCAGAGCCUCCAAACCCAGCAUCAGACGCCGGGACCCAGUCUCUCUGUUACAUGUUCAUUAACUUUAGACCUGGAAACAAGUCCUCACGGUAUUUUAUCAAAAA